Messenger RNA from Chara braunii, 2092 nucleotides. The record is from the annotation of a GenBank genome assembly. Lineage: Eukaryota; Viridiplantae; Streptophyta; Charophyceae; Charales; Characeae.
ACGAGGUUUUUUUUUUUUUUUUUUUUUUUAAAUCCGGUAAUGUUUUUAUUUGUUUUCUCAAAUUCUAAUAAGAAUCUGAAGAUGAUGCUCAGCCAGAUGUUGCUUGUUUUGUGCUGUUGGAUCACAUAUUUUUGUUUCGUAUUUUUUGAUGACUUUUUUUUUUUUUUUUUUUUUUCGCUUUUUCGUACGGGGGCGUACAAUACGUACAGGUUUUCAUGCAGGUUCCCGUACAGAUCCUGUACAGAUAUUACCUGUACCUUUCGUACGGAAAGGCCGCGUACGUGUACUCUAUGCAACGAUUACGUCAUGAUGAUGGUGACGACGAUGACGACGACGACCGCGACGGCGACGACCAUGAUGACGACGAGGACGACGACGACGGCGAUGAUGAUGAUGAUGAUGAUGAUGAUGAUGAUGAUGAGGGUGAUCAUGAUGAUGACGAUGAUGACGACGACGACGACGAUGAUGAUGAUGAUGAUGAUGGUGAUGAUGAUGAUGAUGAUGAUGAUGAUGAUGAUAACGAUGAUGAUGAUGACGAUGAUGAUGAUGAUGAUGAUGAUGAUGAUGAUGAUGGCGAGGGUGAGGAGGAGGAGGAGGAGGAGGACACCCCUCAAAUGCAGCCCACCCUCAACCCAUAUUUAGGCCAGGAGCGGGAGCAGCGGGAGCAGCGGGAGCAGCGGGAGGAGGGAUGGGAAAAGGACCGGGAAAAGGAGGGGUGGGAGGAGGUCCGGGAGGGGAAAUGCGAAGCGGCGGACGAGCCGCGGGAGGAGGAGCUGGAGAAGGAGGAGCGGCAGAGGAAACGGGAAGGGGGUUGGGAGCGGGAGGACCACGAGGAGAAACCGGAAGGGGCGGAGGAGGCGCGGGAGGAGGGGCGGAAGAAGGAGCGGGAGGGGGAGCGGGCAGGGGGCCAAAAACAAAUUCUGGCUGAACUUCAAGGUCCUCGCACUAUGGUGAGGCCUCCACAGUUUGCUGUAGUUCCUCCUGCAGGUGCGGGUCCAUCAUCGAUGCCGCAACGCACAGGGCAAACUUUCUCUCCCAUGUUUGGCAUACCCUCCCUGGGUGGUUUAGUAGCAACUAGUGGUCCGGUUCAUUCAGUCUCAGCCGUACCAUCUACAACAGUGGUCACUACAGUACCAUUGUCAAGCCAGGCCCAGGUUAGUAUGCAACAUCCUGUUUCAGUGGCUAUGCAGCCGCUGCAGCAAGCACCUGGGCCCAUGCAGCCUAUGCAGUGGCUGCCCAAGAUAGCUUUGAUGAGUCCCAAGCCCUUCUCUGGCGAUAAGAAGAAGGAGGAAGACUUGGACACUUGGGUGAGAACUGUGCCUACUUAUGUGGGGCAUAAGCUCACAAGGCCAGAGCAAGAAGUUGUAGUGGCUGCCUCCUUUUUAGAAGGGUCAGCAGCCCGCUGGUUAAAUGGCUCAGUGCAGCAACAGGGCUACGGUCAAAACUUCGAUGCCUGGGCACAAUCUCAGACAUUGGAAGAGUUCAUACGGUCCGUAUACAACAGGUGGCAUGACCCACAAGCGGCUCAGAAGGCCACUGACGCUAUCAACAGUCUUUGUUCCCGAAGGUUCAAGAAUGAUAGAGAGUUGACGGACGCCGUAGAACGACUAAUCGUGGUACCUGGUGUGCGUUUUGACCAGCAGGUUCUCCUAACGGAUUACCUAAGGUGCCUACCGUCAGAGGUAAGGACCAAGCUGGUUGACGAAGCCUAUGUUGAACAGCACACCUGUGCUUCUUUUAGUAAGAAAGCUCUGGACAUCGAGGCAAAGCUAGGAUCUGCGCAUCAGGCCCCCAACGAUGGUAGGAAGAGACUGCCCCAAGAUUGGAAGAAAAAGGGUCAGUUAAUGUUUGUUGACCACGAUGGUCAAACGACGGAGAUUGACGACUACUCAGAUCUUGGGGAGUUCACAGAGUACCAUGGGGGUAGUGAGACUUCAGAUGGUGGAGUCGUAGCACCCAUCAAGGAAAAGGCUAGGGGGACCGGGAAGAAGAAGGCAGGACGGUCCACGGGUCAGGGCGACCAAGGAACACCUGCAUAGGUGAAGAUUGGUUUGGAGUAUGAAGUGUGGCGUGACCGCCUUGCUAGGGGUAC